This is a messenger RNA of Toxorhynchites rutilus septentrionalis, 3546 nucleotides long. RefSeq lists its product as uncharacterized. Gene Ontology annotation, molecular function: nucleic acid binding. Lineage: Eukaryota; Metazoa; Arthropoda; Insecta; Diptera; Culicidae. Bases 1 to 3546 code for a protein of 1181 amino acids. The record is from RefSeq and is a predicted model, not a curated record. Gene Ontology annotation, biological process: DNA integration. The transcript has a single exon.
AUGGCCAAACUCAUAGAGAAGUUUUGGCGUCUUGAAGAAGCGUGCUUUCAAGACUGGGAACCAAAGCAACAUGACGAAUGCGAGGCGGAAAGUCACUUCCGCACAACGUUAGAGAUCGCUCCCGACGGGAGAUACAUUACACGAAUGCCCCUACGGGGGGAGCCGUCAUCGUUAGGCGACUCUUAUCAACAAGCAUAUAGAAGAUUCACAUCGCUUGAGCAAAGGCUCAAGCGGAAUGCAGACCUGUACAAAGAGUACAGGGCAUUCAUGAAUGAAUAUGAAACACUGGGACAUAUGGUACCAGUCACCACAGAAGACUUUCACAAAGUAAAGUAUUUCAUCCCUCACUCGUGUGUGGUGAAACCAGAUUCAACAUCCACCAAGGUUAGGGUGGUGUUCGACGCAAGUGCAAAGACGUCAACCGGAGUAUCCCUGAACGAUAUACAAAUCGUGGGACCAACCAUUCAAAAGGACUUAUUUGAUCUGCUAAUUGAUUUCAAGACGCACAACGACGUGCUAGUAGCAGAUAUUGCAAAGAUGUACAGACAAAUUCACAUCGCAUACACAGACACUUGGUUACAAUGUAUUUUGUGGCGCGACAGCCCCAAUGAUCAAUUGAAAGCGUAUAGACUGACGACUGUCACAUAUGGUGAAGCGUCUUCAUCAUUCUUGGCCUGUAGGGCACUACACGAAGCAGCUGAAGAUUAUCGGUCGGUAAAUCCGAGAAUUGCCGACACCAUUCAACGAUCGUUCUAUGUUGACAAUCUAAUGAUUGGAGCGUCCAACGCAGAUGAACUGACGGAGACGAAACGAGAAAUAGAGCAUGCAUUGUCACUUCAUGGAUUUCCACUUCGAAAGUGGGCAUCAAACAACGCAAGCGUACUGGAAGGAAUUCCAGAGAAAGACUUGGAACCAUUGAUCCAAGUUGGUGACCAAGAGGUUAUAAAGACAUUGGGGAUAGCCUGGAACCCCAAAACAGACGUGUUCCAGUUCAUCAGUACGAAAAACAUAGGUGAAACAUACGAAGCGCUCACAAAGCGACAGAUGGUCUCGAAGAUUUUGAGACUGUAUGACCCAAUCGGAUUGAUACAACCUGUAAUCAUUACAGCUAAAAUAUUGAUGCAAGAAUUGUGGACUUAUAACGUCAGCUGGGACGAUGAUGUUCCAGAUCAAGCACUAAGCUCAUGGAAGAAGUUCGAAGCUUCAUUAGUGGAGCUCAGCAAGAUAGAAAUACCUCGGAUGUCGACUCCGAGUCAUACGAUCGCACUAGAUUUACACGGAUUCAGUGACGCCUCCGAAAAGGCUUAUGGAUGCGUCAUUUACUUACAUGCAAUCAACUUAAAAGGAGAAGAGAGUACGAAUCUCUUAUGUUCGAAAUCGAGAGUGGCGCCUUUGAAGAAGGUCACUCUGCCCCGUCUGGAACUCUUGGCGGCGGCACUUCUAGCAGAACUAACUGCUAAAAUAAAGAGCAUUCUGGCCGGUCGAAUCUCGUCGGAAUAUUACUACAGUGAUUCACAAGUAGCGCUAAGUUGGAUCAAAUCUUCAAAUACACGUUGGGGAACCUUCAUUAGAAAUAGAGUGCAGAAGAUACACUCCACCACGAAUCCAGAGCAUUGGAAAUAUAUAUCUACGAAAGAAAAUCCGGCUGAUAUGGUUUCGAGAGGAAUUCCAGUCAGAAAAUUACGCGAAGCAAAACUAGAAUUUUGGUUACACGGACCGGAAUGUAUACGAAGAAGACAAUAUUAUCUGCAGAGCGGCUACGAAUACACUGCUGCUGCAGAACAGGAAGAGAUUAAAGAACCAAUAACACGAUUGGUAGCAGCAACAGGAAAGGCAUGCGAAGACUUAAUCGCAAAAUACCCGCACCAUCACACUCAUGACAAAACAGUAAGACACUUUGCAUGGCUGUGUAGAGCCAUAAACAAUAUGAAGAAGGUCAAUAAAGACACAGGCAUCAGAAACGAAAAGAGAUCGGGCCCACUCACCACCACUGAAUUGAAUGAAGGACUAACACUCGUAGUCCGAAUUAUGCAAGCCACUAUUUAUCCAAAUGAAGUAGCGGAAUUACGAAAAACUGGGAAGGUGCCUACGAAAGGACCUUUCCAGCAUCUCAACGCAAUCGUCAGAAAUGGAGUCAUACAUGUCACAGGGAGACUCCACAAUGCAGAAAUGCCCAUCUCACAAAAGAAUCCAAUAUUGAUUCCCAAAUCGCACCCAUUUUCGAGGGUAAUAAUUCAAAAAAUACAUGAGGAUAGAUUUCACGCCGGAACAGAUCUGGUAAUAAACGAAUUUCGACAAAGAUUUUGGAUGAGGGAUCUCCGAAGGACCGUACAAGGAGUCAUUCAACGAUGCAUCUUAUGUGCCAAAGCGCGGCCCAGACGUUUACAGCAACGAAUGGGACAACUGCCCUCGCCCAGGGUAAAUGAAUCAGUAGCGUUCACUCACACGGGAGUGGACUUAUGUGGGCCAUUCGAAGUAUAUCUCAAUCAAAAAUCGAAAUGCAAGACCACAGCAUAUGCUUGCAUCUUCAUAUGUUUUGCGACCAAAGCAGUUCACCUAGAAGUCGUCGAAGAUCAGUCGACGGCAGCGUUCAUAUCAGCACUUCUCCGUUUCACAUCAGUGAGGGGAAUACCCGAGGUUAUUUACUCCGACAAUGGGCGGAACUUUGUCGGGGCCAGCAGAGAACUCAAUCGUUUACGAAGAAUAUAUAACAAUGAAGUUUUUCAAAACAAAUUAGUUGAUAUUGCGGCAACUCACAGAAUAAGAUUUUCAUUCAUUCCACCCCGAAGCCCCAGCUUUGGAGGACUUUGGGAAGCGAACAUAAAGGUAGCCAAGCGGCUCUUUAGUGCAGCGGCCAGAGGAGCACAGCUAAACAUCAUGGAAUUGCAGACACUGUUCUACCAAGUGGCCGCAAUAAUGAAUUCGCGACCACUCACACCUGUUUACACGACGCCAGAUUCACCGACCGCGAUCACACCCGGUCAUUUUUUGAUAGCACGCCCAAUGCUAGCCGUGCCCAUCCCUACGCAGAGUGAGGAUGGAAGCAAUCUCACAACCAGAUGGAAACGAGUACAAUCGCAGCUCGAACAAUUUUGGAGAAGAUGGAGAGACGAGUAUCUCCACCAGUUACGUGAUUAUGCAAAAUGGACCAAGCAACAAGCCAACGUUAAGGUAGGCCAAAUCGUAUUGAUCGGAGACGAUCACCUUCCCGUAGCAAGGUGGCCUAUGGGAAUUGUCACACAAAUACACCCUGGAGAUGAUGGAGUAGUCCGAGUGGCAGUAGUGCGAACCGCUACCGGAAUUUACAAACGCAACGUGCGAACACUUGCUCCUCUACCAGUCGAGGAGCACACCAUUCAACCCAUUAUAGAAGAGUAUGACAACACAGCUGAUAACGAACAGCAAUCUCAAGCCGAAGCAAUCGAACUAGAAGACGAUCCCCCUCCCCAAGCACCCCAAAUGAUUUGGGACGGUAGACUACGCCCUCGUCCCAAAGGGGGGAGAAAAUGGAAGUACACGAAAUCAGAUUGGGUGACGACCCUAUGA